Penaeus indicus is the source of this 1146-nucleotide messenger RNA. Its product is annotated as low-density lipoprotein receptor-related protein 2-like. The record is from RefSeq and is a predicted model, not a curated record. Bases 1 to 1146 code for a protein of 381 amino acids. The transcript has 3 exons. Lineage: Eukaryota; Metazoa; Arthropoda; Malacostraca; Decapoda; Penaeidae.
AUGUCAUUGCUUGGGCAGUUUGACAGUCCUGUCAUGAGAAAUACAACCAACCUACGGCAACUCCAUGAAUGUGUUAAAACGCCGCCCAAGUGCAGCAAUGAAGGAGGAUUUUGUCUUAAUCUCCAGUUACCGUGUGCAGGGAAAAUGAAUGAAUCACUGUGCAACAAUUUAAACUGUGGAUGUUGCUUAAAGCAUGAAUGCAUCAACACCCCUAAAAUGUGUUCCAGUAAAAAUGGCGUGUGUAUUAAUUUAAUGGACGACUGUGCUGGCCAGACUGAUGAAUCUUUGUGUAGAAACCAAAACUGCAAAUGCUGUAUGAAGCACGAGUGCUCUAACACGCCAAAGAUGUGUUCCAAUGAAGGUGGCGUCUGCAUUAAUCUGAUGGAUGACUGCGCUGGACAGGCCAAUGAGUCUUUAUGUAGGAACAGCAACUGCAAGUGCUGCAUAAAACAUGAAUGUUCUAACACGCCAAAGAUGUGUUCCAAUGAAGGUGGCAUAUGCAUUAAUCUGAUGGACGACUGCGCUGGAAAGGCCAAUGAGUCUUUAUGCAGGAACAAGAACUGCAAGUGCUGUAUAAAACACGAAUGCUCUAACACACCACUGAUGUGUUCCAGUGAAGGUGGCGUCUGCAUUAAUCUGAUGGACGACUGCGCUGGGAAAGCUAACGAGUCUUUAUGCAGGAACAAGAACUGCAAGUGCUGUAUAAAACAUGAAUGCUCUAACACACCACUGAUGUGUUCCAAUGAAGGUGGCGUAUGCAUUAAUCUGAUGGACGACUGCGCUGGAAAGGCCAAUGAGUCUUUAUGCAGGAACAAGAACUGCAAGUGCUGUAUAAAACACGAAUGCUCUAACACACCACUGAUGUGUUCCAAUGAAGGUGGCGUCUGCAUUAAUCUGAUGGACGACUGCGCUGGGAAUACUAACGAGUCUUUAUGCAGGAACAAGAACUGCAAAUGCUGCAUGAAGAAGCCCUGCAGCAACACAGAGAUGUGUUCCAAUGUAAAUGGAGUUUGCAUAAAUAUAAUGGAUAACUGCCCUGGCCAGUCAGAUCCUUUAUUAUGCGAUGACGAUCUCUGUACAUGUUGCAUUCCAGAUAAUUUAACACUUCCGGAUCAUAAGCCUCCGCAGAUGAACCAUUCAGCCUGA